AUGGCGAGCAUAGACCGCUACCGUCCGCCCCGCGAGGGUUAUCAGCCGCCCGCCCUCCCUGGGAGCUCGCGAGCAGACGGACCAUCGCGGUCUCCCGUGCCUCCACGAGAAAUCCCACCUGCCGCCCCAACGCCUCCUCAGAAUAGUGCGCGGACGUCUCCCCCGCGCCCUCAGACGCAGCCGCAGCCGCAGUCCGACCAACAGUCGCCCGCGCAGUCUGGCCACAAUGGCCAAGGCACUGUGGCGAAUCAAUGGUCGUUCACGUCAGCCGAGGUUCUGAGCACGCCCAGCAUCAUCGAUGGGAUACCGCCGUCAGAGGAACGGCUCCGACGAGCAAAAGGCGUCAAUUUUAUCUACCAGGCUGGCGUCAUGCUGGACUUGCCCCAGAUCACCCUGUGGGUUGCCGGCGUCUUCUUUCACAGAUUUUUCAUGCGCUUCAGCAUGGUGCAGGACAAAGGCGGCAUACACCACUAUAAUAUUGCCGCCACGGCGCUGUUCCUGGCCAACAAAGUCGAGGAAAACUGUCGAAAGACAAAGGAAAUCAUCAUCGCCGUGGCCAAGGUGGCUCAGAAGAACGCAAAGCUUGAAAUCGACGAGCAGAGCAAAGAAUACUGGAGGUGGCGAGACAGCAUACUGACCUACGAAGAGAUCAUGCUCGAGCAGCUUACCUUCGACCUCAUGAUUGACAAUCCGUAUCGGCAACUUUUUGAACUUCUCGGCCAGCUCGACAUUGUCCACAACAAGAAUCUUCGACAGGCCGCCUGGGCAUUCUGCAACGACGCCUGUUUGACGGCAAUUCCUCUAUUAAUCGAAGCACGGGAUGUGGCGAUAAGUGCCAUCUUCUUCGCCAGUGUCCAUACCCGUCACCAGAUUGACGAUAUCAAUGGCGAGCCGUGGUGGAGAUACUUGAAUGGAGACGAGGAGCGUUGUACCAGCGCCAUCGAGGUGAUGCGCCAGUUCUACACGGAGAAUCCGCUGAGGAAGCAGAACCCGUCGCUGCCAUCGCCCGCAUUCGACUUGGAGAACACGCGGAGGCGUGCAGAAACACUGCCGAGCCAGCCUGACACGCUGUCUUCGAAUGGCACGCCCACGGAAUUGGACAGGGCUAGCCGCAGCAGAAGCCCUGCACCGAGAGCUAAUGGCGCUGACAGAGGGGAUGGAAGCAUGCCAAGGUCACCGGUGAAAAGAAAAGACGCCGAUCCUGACGGCGGGGCCGAGCACGGAAGGUCUGAAAAGCGUGCCAAGGUGUCGGAAGACGAAGGCGAGUUGGUGGAGGACUAG
Messenger RNA from Metarhizium album ARSEF 1941, 1281 nucleotides. Its product is annotated as cyclin. Bases 1 to 1281 code for a protein of 426 amino acids. Gene Ontology annotation, biological process: positive regulation of DNA-templated transcription, elongation; regulation of transcription by RNA polymerase II. Gene Ontology annotation, cellular component: nucleus; cyclin/CDK positive transcription elongation factor complex. The transcript is spliced from 2 exons. Gene Ontology annotation, molecular function: cyclin-dependent protein serine/threonine kinase activator activity. The record is from RefSeq and is a predicted model, not a curated record. NCBI's taxonomy places the organism in Eukaryota, Fungi, Ascomycota, Sordariomycetes, Hypocreales, Clavicipitaceae.